Vicia villosa (hairy vetch) is the source of this 704-nucleotide messenger RNA. RefSeq names its product MLP-like protein 31. The transcript is spliced from 2 exons. Lineage: Eukaryota; Viridiplantae; Streptophyta; Magnoliopsida; Fabales; Fabaceae. Bases 54 to 512 code for a protein of 152 amino acids. Gene Ontology annotation, biological process: defense response. The record is from RefSeq and is a predicted model, not a curated record.
GUUUUUUCUUACCAUUCCUCCCCUGUAAUUUCAUACUUCUCUUUUAUACAAAAAUGGUGCUAGCUGGUAAGCUUAUUUCUGAACUUGGGAUCAAAGCAUCCACUGACGAGUGCUUUAAUUACUUGGCAAAACAACUUCACGAGGUGCAAGACCAUUGUGAAAGAGUUCAUCAUACCAAGCUGCAUCAAGGUGAAGAUUGGCAUCAUUCGGAUACCGUUAAACACUGGACUUAUCUCAUAGAUGGCAAGGUACACAACCAUUACGAAUCAGUUGAAGAAGUUGAUGAGAAGAACAAAAUGCUGCGUUACAAUUUGUUCGGUGGAGAUGUUGGUGAGAAGUAUAAGGUGUUUAAGCUCACAGUUGAAGUAAUUGAUAAGAGUGAUGGGAGUGGUGCUAUUAGAUGGACUAUUGAUUUUGAGAAGGUCAAUGAGACUAUUGACCCUCCUAAUGGCUGGAUGGACUUCGUUACCAGUUUUACUAGAGAUAUUGAUGCUCAUCUUGUCAAGCCAUAAUAGCUCCCUAAGCCCUAGAUAAAAGAAAGUGACAAUCAAAUACAUCAUGGCUUAAUGCAUAGUAUGAUCUUGAUGCUUUUUGAUCUUUCAUUUGUAUGGAAUAAAAUAAUAAAUGUGUGGUUGAAGAAUGUCUAUCUAAAUUAUGUAAUGCAAAUUAAUAAAUCAAUAAAAGAGUAUAUCCUUUCAAAAAAA